Molecule: messenger RNA, 210 nt
Organism: Cooperia oncophora
Lineage: Eukaryota; Metazoa; Nematoda; Chromadorea; Rhabditida; Trichostrongylidae
Source: the annotation of a GenBank genome assembly
AUGCAAGUUGCUCCACCUCCUCCUGGACCACCACCGCCGAGGGUUAUGAUUGAUGAGUGGAUGGAUCUGCGUGCAGGCGAUCCGUGGCCGGACAGAAUUCUCGUGAAAGCCCUUGAUAAGACACUGGACACAAUCCCUGGAGAAAACCCAGACCAGUAUGGAUUGGCUUUGGGUACGCUGGAGAGACCUGUUAUGUGCGUUUAUGAGUAA